Messenger RNA from Diuraphis noxia (Russian wheat aphid), 4530 nucleotides. RefSeq names its product cell adhesion molecule Dscam1-like. Gene Ontology annotation, biological process: cell-cell adhesion. The record is from RefSeq and is a predicted model, not a curated record. Gene Ontology annotation, molecular function: protein binding. NCBI's taxonomy places the organism in Eukaryota, Metazoa, Arthropoda, Insecta, Hemiptera, Aphididae.
ACAAAUAUAUCGCUUUUGCCGCUUUUGGAAAAGUUAAAAUGGCAGCAUUGUGGAUUUGUUUGAUCAUCAUCAAUGCAUAUACUCAAGAUAUCGUAUUUGGAAUAUGGCAAACCAGUCCUAUGGAACCACCCAACUUUAUAGUAGAACCACCGAGCCUAAUAUACUUUUCCAACACAACUGGUACGUUGAUUAGCUGCCAGGGACAAGGAAAUCCACAGCCAAAUGUUACCUGGCUACUUCACAACGAUCGUGUGGUAACUGACAUACCAAGCCUCAGGGAAAUGCGGCCRAACGGCAACUUGUACUUUCCGCCGUUCCCCGAACAGUCGUACAUGCCAGAAAUACACGCGGCGACUUACAAGUGUGCCCUGGAAAACCCAGUGGGGAGGAUCGUCUCGCGGGAGUCCAGGAUUAAAGCCGUGAUGUCAAAAUCAUAUGAGCUAUCCGUCCAAAAUGCGUUUGCUCUCCAAGGAAACGUAGCUGAAUUUAAAUGUCAAUUACCAGAGUUAACUAGUGAACAUUUGGUAAAAACCUGGUUCAAAAUGGAAGAUUCCAGGAUGGAAGUUGGCCAAUCAACACCAAUACAUCCAGGAGGACGUUACGUAAUCUCAUUAGAUGGUACUCUACUAAUUCACGACGUAGUACCUGAAGAUACGUUUGAUAGAUAUUUCUGUCAAGUUGUCAAUAAGUAUACGGGCGAUCAGCUGGUCAGUCAAUCGGCUAAAAUCGUUGUCAAACAACCUACUGAGGACAUGCCGCCAAUUAUUAAACACCAUACAGAACAUAUUCACGUUAAAGUCAAUCAAGAAGCCGAUUUGAUAUGUUUAGCGGAAGGAUUUCCGCCACCGACGUACAGAUGGUUUCGUAAAACUCAAGAUAAUUUACAAGAAAUAUCUAUGGAGUCACUGACUGUACAUCCCUAUCAAUCAUUGCUACAUAUCAUCAGAGUUCCGAUGAGCGAGUCUGCCAUUACUUACGAAUGCGUAGUUUCUAACAAACUAGGUCAAGAUAAACGUCAGAUUUCAUUAUCGGCUACYUUACCAUUUGCCGUCAGUACAUACCCAUUGAAGCAGGUAGUCGAUUCCGGUUCAACUGCAAUUUUCAACUGUACCACUCAAGGUACAUCGAUACAGCCACUGUUUUCGUGGCUYAAAGAUGGAUCACCUAUACGUGGUUUCGGUAGACACGAAAUAUCACAAAAAGGAAAUCACUUGACAAUACACAACGUUAUGAAAGAAGAUAAAGGGAUUUAUCAGUGUUUAGCUAGAGAUCCAGAAACAGAUGAGACAGCUCAAUCCAGUGUGCUCCUAUUACUCGGUGCUGUUUCACCUGAGUUAAUGGAUACUUUCCGUGAACAAAUUGUCAGAGUAAAUGGUUUCCUAUCCCUUAGAUGUACAGCUUCUGGUAAUCCUCCACCCAGAAUAUAUUGGUAUCUCGACGGAGGACUCAUUCUACCCCAAGGAGAUUAUGUAUUUGGGAGUUAUAUGCACGUAGAUGGAAAUGUUGUUAGCUAUUUAAAUGUAUCAGUGGCCGAUGUAUUACAUGGGGGUUAUUAUACUUGUUUGGCACGAAAUAUUCUAGGAUUGAAAUCGCAUUCUGCAAUGAUUAAGAUUUACGGUGAUCCUAUUGCAAGGCCACCUUCAAAUUUAACGGUGCGUUCAGAAGACGACGCAUACCUUCAAUGUCCAGUUGCUGGUUAUCCAAUCAUCAGGACAGCUUGGCCACCGGAAGCUCCAAAGCAGUUAGAUGUGGUGGACGCGGGUACUAGGUGGCUAGAAUUUCGGUGGGAUUCUGUAAAAACGCACGUGACUCAUUAUGUUCUUCAGAUGUGUAUUAAUCUUUGUUCGGAUUGGUCAAAUUACACUAUUGGUGGAAGUUUAUCGUACACUAAAAUAUCUUAUUUAAAACCCGCCACGCAGUACACGACAAGAGUUAUCGCCGUCAAUGAUUUCGGUUCAAGCAAUCCUAGCCCCAACAACACUGUCACCACUCUGGAAGAUGAACCGAGUGCACCUCCAAAUAAUGUGGAAGCCAUUGAUAUUGAUACAAAUCAAGUGACAAUUCGAUGGAAACCUCCAGAUAAAGACACAUGGAAUGGCAAAUUAACUUGCUACAAAGUAUCAUAUGCAGAUGUUAACGAAAUAACAGAAGUCUUCACGAAGACAACCCUUGGCUAUGAACGAUGUGAAAUUCGAAUCACCAACCUUAAACCAUUUACGACUUACAGGAUUGCAGUGAAAGCUUUCAACAGCGUUGGACCCGGGCCAGAUUCUGAUUUUAUACGUAUCACGACCAACGAAGGAGUGCCAGAAGAACCACCACAAAACGUUCAGUGUUCACCGUUGACGGCAGAGUCGUUGCGAAUGAGCUGGGAUCCACCGCCCAUGCAAAGCCAUCAUGGCACUAUAUUAGGAUACAAAAUACACUAUAAAAAAGUGAAUCCCAAAUCAGGGUCGUUUGUCUUAAACGAAAUGAAAAAAACGACCAAUUUGGAAACGAACCUGCAUGCUCUAGACAAAUACACUAACUACAGCGUUCGGAUUUUGGCGUACACAAAAGUGGGUGAAGGAGUACAAUCAAAUCCUGUUUAUUGCUUAACCGAUCAAGACGUCCCCGGACCUCCGGACAACGUAAAAGCACUGACGGUGACAUCCAGUAGCAUUCUCGUGUCUUGGAUGCAACCGAAGAGGCCGAACGGCGUGAUUAUCAAGUACACSGUGUACGUAAAACAUAACAAGAUCGUUGAAAAGGAAAUCGUAUUCGGUGAUAAGAGUACGAAGAUUGAGGUGAGGCGGCUCAAGGAAUUUCAACGGUACGAGUUUUGGGUGACCGCUUCGACCGUGGUUGGUGAGGGKCAACCGAGUUUCCGGGUAAGCCAGAGUCCAAAUUCCAGAGCACCAGCCAGAGUGGCGUCGUUCGGUGAACACGUGAACACCGUCGUCGGGUCCAAGUACACGAUCGAGUGUUACAGGGUGGGCAUGCCGACGCCCGUCGUCGUGUGGAAGGCGCCUGACGACGUCGAGACCAAGGUGCUACCCGACGGUAGUCUGUCCGUGGGUCCCGUGGUCGACAAAUCGUACUCGGGAAAUUAUACGUGCCACGUGGAGAACAUAUUCGGCAGGGAUCAGAUAUCGUACACGGUCAACGUACUCUACCCUCCGUCGCCGCCCGAGUUCACCGUAGAUCCGGUAUCGACCAGCUCCAUCCGGGUCCAGUGGAAGCCGGUCAAGCAGCCGGAUGCCGUGACCACAGCCUACGUGCUCAAYUACCACGCCGGCAACGAACAGCAGAAAAGUGUGGACGURGACUCCGACCGGUUUGCGUACACGGUGGAACGUUUGAAGUGCGGUACCAAAUACUCGGUGACCAUGCAAACCGUGAACACGGUCGGCAUGAGCAACGUAGGUCGUGUCGUAGAAGUGUACACGAAAGGUGGAGCGCCCAAAGAACCUGACAAGGACGCCGUGCUGUCCGUAAACUCGACCAGCGUGACGCUAAUGUUGGGUUCGUGGCCAACCCAGAUGUGUGGCAUACACUCGUUCACGUGUCAGUACACGGCCAACGGUCGUGGCGGCGGGUGGGUCAAGUUUCCCAGACAAAAACUGACAGGYGGCGACACGUUCACGGUUGGACAGCUGCAACCGGCCACCGUCUACACGGUCCGCGUGGUCGUGCACACCGAAGCCGGCGACACGUCGUGGGAGCACCGAUUUGCCACCCGAACAAAGACCGGAGGAAUAGUGCCGUUGGACUUGUACGGUGAAGACGGCGGAGUCGAUGAAGACGACGACUUGAGCAUACCAAGUUUUGCGCAGAUGCACAAAUACGUACCGGCCGCCUCGGCGCUCGUUUGCAUCGUAUCGUUUUGCGUAUGCAUAUGUGUCGUAGUUCAAAGAAGGAAAAAAGACGGAGCGCAGUACUCGCGGAGGAGGAGGGCGAGCAGUUCGGCCGAGCGGAAGUGCAGUUACGAGGCCGACAAGCAGGUCGAGUACGCGACGUCCACGCUGCAAAGGAGAAAAAGGAACGAUUCCGCGGACAAAAUGAUGUUCAUGGGCGGCGGUGGAGGCGGCAAGAGCAUCGACUACGACGUGUGUCCGUACGCCACUUUCAGCGUGAUGCAAACGGCACCGUCCGGAAGCCGGACGCCCACACACCACAGGGCCCUGAGCCAGACUGAUUGUUACGAAACGCCCGACCACAAYGUCGUCCACGGUAUGCCAAAUGACAAGUCCUACGAAAUUUCGUACAUAUCCAAUCAACAGACGCUUCCUCUGACAUCCGCCAAGUCAUCAGCGUCCAGGAAAGCCAUGACUCCCGUUCAUUUCUUGACAGACAUGGAGGACGAACAGUGUCGCAAGAUGAUGGCAUCGAACACCGUCAGAAAACAGAGUUCAGAAUCAAGAGGAGCACGAAGACAUUACAAUUAAGUUUAUGUUGAAAAGAUAAGAAAAUAUUGGAAGAAUAAAGAAUGAAAAUAUAAAUCGACUGUUGGACCAUCAUAGAUUACUUUAUCAUUUAACAUGUUUUAUA